AUGCCUGACACCACAGAAACUACUCUGUCUGACACCACAACAACAAUUGGUGCAACAAGAACUUUGAAUUCCACAACCACCCCUCCAACAUUCUCAACUAUAGCACCAGCAUCAACAACUGAUGCAGCAACCAUAACUCUCAACAAUUUUGUCAUCCACAACAUUCCCUACAACAUCCUCAACUAUAGCACCAGUGUCAACAACAUCAGACCACCAGCAUCCACAACUGAUGCAUCAACUACAACUCUGUCUGACAGCACAUCAUCUACUGAUGCAACAACAACUUUGGCAUCCACAAUCUCCCCUACAACAUCCUCAACUAUAGCACCAGUGUCAACAACAUCAGAUACAGCAACUACAAGUAUGCCUGACACCACAACCACUACUGAUACAACAACAACUUUGACUUCCUCAUCCACCCCUCCAACCUCCCCUACAACAUCCUCAACUGUAGCAACAGUGUCAACAACAUCCGAUGCAGCAACCACAAGUAUGCCUGCCACCCCACAAACAUCCUCAACAAUAGCAUCAGCAUCAACAACUGAUGCAUCAAGCACAACUCUGUCUGACAGCACAACAACUUCUAAUGCAACAACAGCUUUGGCUUCCAUAAGCUCCCCUACAACAUCCUCAACUUUAGCACCAGUGUCAACAACAUCAGAUGCAGCAACCACUACACCAGCAUCCACAACUGAUGCAUCAGCCACAGCUCUGUCUGACAGCACAACAACUACUGAUGCAACAACAACUUUGGCAUCCACAGCCUCCCCUACAAAAUCCUCAACUAUUGCACUAGUGUUAACAACAUCUGAUGAAGCAACCACAAGUACGCCUGACACCACAACAACUAUUGAUUCAACAACAACUUUGCCUUCCACAACCACCCCUCCAACAUCCUCAGCUAGAACUUUGGCUUUCACAACCACCCCUCCAACAUCCUUAACUAUAGCACCAGCAUCAACAACUGAUGCAGCAACCACAAAUCUGUCUGACACC
Sinocyclocheilus anshuiensis is the source of this 996-nucleotide messenger RNA. Its product is annotated as cell wall protein DAN4-like. The record is from RefSeq and is a predicted model, not a curated record. The annotation marks the transcript as partial. NCBI's taxonomy places the organism in Eukaryota, Metazoa, Chordata, Actinopteri, Cypriniformes, Cyprinidae. The transcript is spliced from 8 exons.